UUUUCCCAGUGGUUUUCUGGGCAUCGACGCAGGGCAAAACACCGUUGCUAUUUGCACGUCGAAGCUCUUUCUCUUUCUGGGUAUUUUUUAUUUUUCGUCUUUGAGUCAAAAUUGGCUCUUUAUUUUGCUAGGGAAUAAAAAAUACUGCAAAUUUCGAAAGAUGGCUGCAAGCUUUGCUUCCAGAUGUUCUCGUGUGGGCCGUUCUCUGUUUAGCGGAUUAAGCAACACUUCACCUGGUUUAUUUACCACUUCACAUGAGAUGACAUGCAGCAAUUUCUUUUCUCAGCAGCAACGCACCUUCAUACAGAUGAGGACUGUUCUGAAGGUUGUGGACAAUUCUGGGGCUAAAAAGGUGAUGUGCAUACAGGCAUUGAAAGGGAAGAAAGGGGCAAGAUUAGGUGACACAAUAAUAGCCUCAGUGAAGGAGGCUCAUCCUAAUGGAAAAGUGAAGAAAGGAAAGGUUGUAUAUGGGGUAGUUGUACGUGCAGCAAUGCCAAGGGGGCGUUGUGAUGGCAGUGAGGUCAAGUUUGAUGACAAUGCUGUGGUGCUUGUUGACAAGCAAGGCCAGCCUAUUGGAACCAGAGUUUUUGGGCCAGUGCCUCAUGAGCUCAGGCGGAAGAAGCAUGUCAAGAUUCUUACCUUGGCAGGGCAUAUCGCAUAAAUGAAAAAAGGGUUAUCUAAUGAAAUCCAAUAUCACAACUAUCAUUUUUAUAUUUUGAUCUUUUGGUGUGAAGUGAAAGGUUAGUGCUCAAUCUAUCAAUUUGUGAGGAGAAAAAUAGGAGGUGUAGGUGACUUGACUUCUACUCAAAUAACGACCAUUUGGUUUGGUGUCUAGCCUAAAAUUGAACUAGAGAUAUGGCAUUCAUGUAUGCUUCAUAUUUAACGGAGCAAGUAUUUGUGAUUUUGAUUUUUCUUUUCGGUUUCUGCUUUGUUCAUUGGGCAAUAGUUUGACA
Molecule: messenger RNA, 953 nt
Organism: Gastrolobium bilobum
Lineage: Eukaryota; Viridiplantae; Streptophyta; Magnoliopsida; Fabales; Fabaceae
Product: large ribosomal subunit protein uL14mz-like
Exons: 3
Coding region: 161-661 (166 amino acids)
Biological process (GO): translation
Cellular component (GO): ribosome; mitochondrial large ribosomal subunit
Molecular function (GO): structural constituent of ribosome; large ribosomal subunit rRNA binding
Source: RefSeq, a predicted model, not a curated record